This is a messenger RNA of Oryzias melastigma (Indian medaka), 5904 nucleotides long. It is a transcript of the gene garem1, whose product is annotated as GRB2 associated, regulator of MAPK1. The record is from RefSeq and is a predicted model, not a curated record. Gene Ontology annotation, biological process: epidermal growth factor receptor signaling pathway; cellular response to epidermal growth factor stimulus. Bases 707 to 3271 code for a protein of 854 amino acids. The transcript is spliced from 6 exons. NCBI's taxonomy places the organism in Eukaryota, Metazoa, Chordata, Actinopteri, Beloniformes, Adrianichthyidae. Gene Ontology annotation, molecular function: proline-rich region binding.
AUGCAUGUUCUUCAUCAUAAUGCAUAAAUAAUAAAAAUGUUCCUUCAUUCCAUUAAAACACGAGUCAUCUGUAGAAACUAACUCUUGUAUUUCAAAAUCAAAGAUAGAAAAUAAAGUAUAAAAUGUCCAAGCUAUGAAAAUAAAAAAAAUAUUUUAUUUGGUUGUAUCCUAUGGAUAUCUGAUUUCCAAUAUGAUAUGUUAAUACAUUUUAUGAUAACUAGAAAACAAUAAAGUGUAAACCCGACCUUGUUGGUUUUUUUUUUAAUAAGAAACUCUUUUUUGUUGUUAAACUGUAUGAGAAGUAAAAAAAGAAAGAAAGAAAAAACGGAAAAUUUAACACUAAUGGAAAACCUUUAAAUUAUGAACUUUUUAAAUUUAAAAAUAAAAUACAAAAAUAAAAUAAAGCUUUUAUUUCAAAAGGUGCCGCCGGUGACGUAUUUCCGUUUGUACAGUUAGCUUGCUGCCAUCGCUACUAAACAAACAUGGCUUGGUUACUUUUUCGGAUAACGAACCUUUUGGAUACGUAGGGAAACACAGAGGGAAGUAUGCAGCUACAACUUGGGAACGUCAUCUGCAGGACACAACUGCAUAGAUGAAGAGCAGCUGGGACUUUUUAGUUGGUUUGCUCGGAAAAGCCUUUUGUGACCGCGUUUGCACCAGGUUCACACACAGCUAGCUCGAAAAUCGGCUAACUCAAGCUAGCAAAAUGGACCUUGGAACGAUGUUGUACAAUAACUUAAAGGAUGUAACGUGGAGCACGACGUCUCUGCCGCUAGACCAGCUGGUCAGUGCAUACAAGUUGCCACAAAUUGUCAUGCUGGAUAACGGUCAGUUGGUUGAGGGCCUCAGAGAAAACGACUACCUCUUAAUUCAUUCCUGCCGUCAGUGGACAACUAUUACUGCUCACAGUCUGGAGGAGGGACAUUAUGUGAUUGGGCCUAAAAUAGAGAUCCCAGUUCAUUAUGAAGGCCAGUUUAAGUUGCUGGAACAGGACAGAGACGUCAAGGAGCCCGUGCAAUACUUCAACAGUGUGGAGGAAGUGGCCAAAGCCUUCCCCGAACGAGUGUACGUCAUGGAGGAUAUCACCUUUAACGUUAAGAUGGCUUCAGGGGAAUGCAAUGAAGACACAGAAGUUUACAACAUUACACUAAGCACCGGGGAUGAGCUCACAUUAAUGGGCCAGGCGGAGAUCCUCUAUGCCAAAAGCUCCAAAGAAAAAUCACGGCUAAACACUAUUUUCAAGAAGAUCGGAAAGCUUCACUCCAUCAGCAAGAUCGGCCGGGGCAAGAUGCCGUGCUUGAUUUGCAUGAACCAUCGCACAAACGAGAGCAUCAGCCUCCCCUUUCAGUGCAAAGGCAGGUUCAGCACCUGCAGCCCCCUGGAGCUUCAGAUGCAGGACGGCGAGCACACCAUCAGAAACAUCGUGGAAAAAACCCGACUCCCCGUCAAUGUCAUCGUGCCCAGCAGUCCACCCCGGAACCAGCAUGACCUUCACCUCAUCCGGGAGGGGCACCGUUACAAGCUGGUGAACGUCCAGACAAAGACGGUGGUGGUCUGCUGCAUUCUGCGCAACAACAAAAUCAUUCCCGUCCAUUUUCCCUUCCAUAUGGCCAUGCCCAGGUUCAUCGUUCCAGAGGAGCUGUUGCAGGGGGAGCUGUGGCUGGAUACAAUGGUGCACCGCUGGUUCUCCUUCUGCCAGGAGCAGUUUGACAUAGACGAUUACUCCCGGGCCGUCCGGGAUGUGCGGACAGACUGGAGCGACGACGUAAAAAGUCCCAAGAAAAGCAGCGGGAAUGGCUGCUGCUCCGGAAGCGGUGGAGGCAACAGCGGUUCCAACGGCUGCACCAGCCACAUACAGAUCCCCAACUCACUAACGUACGCCCGAGACGAGCUCACACAGUCCUUUCAUCGGCUGUCUGUGUGCGUUUACGGCAGCAACCUACACGGAAACAGUGAAGUGAACCUACAGGGAUGCAUGACGCUGUGUGGAGAUUGGACCCUUUUACCUUCUGAUGGCCAUUACUCGGAAUCAGGGGAAAACGAGCACCUUUUUCCUGAGCCGCUGGAGAGCACGACCCAGCAGCCGGCCUUCAACAAGCUGGACGGUCCGUAUGAGGAGCUCUGGCUGGAUCACCUGAGAGGACAGACGCCUAAACCCUCCUCGAGUGAAGGAAUACGAAGUGUCAACAAUGGCUGUCCCGUCCCAGCUCCGCUGUCCUUUCCGGUCUCUUGUCCUGUCGGUCCCAUAACCAGUUUAGACGUUCCUCUGACUCCUCCACCUGUCCCACCCAAGUCUGAAGCCGUGAAGGAAGAGUGUCGUCUCUUGAACGCCCCCCCAAUCCCCCCGCGUAGCCUGAAGCAGCCUCCUGUGACCGCUCUGUCCAAGCUGCGGCAGCAGGACACCCGCUCCCCAAGUCCAACCCUCUCCUACUAUUCUUCAGGUCUCCACAGCAUAAGUGGGCAGAGUGAAGCUGAGGGGGCGGAGCCACAAGAGCAAAGCCCCGCCUGUUACCCGUGUAACUGGAGUAAAUCCAUGCCGGAGCAGAGCACCACGUCGCCCGUCGGCAGUCUUCCGUCGGACACGCUGUCCUCCCGCCUGUCCUGGCCGAACAACUUCAGCGGAGGAGAGUCCCGCUGCCUGGAGGAGUUUCUCCCCGCUGGAUGCAGAAGUUACUACAGCUACCCCAGGAAGAGAACGCCGAGCACCCCCAAGGUUUGUACAUCCAGCCUGGUGGACUUUCAGCAGCGGCCUUGCUGCAGUGAGGACGCGCGGAAAGGCCCUCUGACUCAGGCGCACGCCAAAUCUUCCAGCUUCAACUCGGAAGAGCACAGAGGCAAACCGAUAGAAGAAUCCAACAGCAAGCAGAGUCUCUCCUGCCCCAUCCUCCCACCAAGGACGCCCAAAUCCAAGUGUACCGACUCCCCGUCAGAGUCCACGUGCGAUACUAAGCUAGACAUCCCGCCAUCUGAAAAAAAUGAGGAGAUCUUCUCCCUCUCAGACUCACCAGUCUCGACCUCCCCUUCCUGUCCCCCCGCCGCGCAAUGGCAGCCUCCUUCCUCCUUGGCCGGCAUUUCUAUCGAGGAGGUGUCCAAGUGUCUGAAGUUCAUCGGCCUCCCGGACGAGGUGGUGUCUCUGUUUGUGUCUGAGAAGAUCGACGGGAACCUGCUCCUGCAGCUCACCGAGGAGAUUUUGUCCGAGGAUUUCAAGCUGAGCAAACUGCAGGUGAAGAAACUCUUGCAGUUCAUCAACGGCUGGAGACCCAAGAUCUAAGGGCACGAGUCUGAACCCUGGCGGGGCGCCGACAGCCUGAAGUAGAUAUGCUAUGCACACCAAGACACUAAGAACUUUUUAGGUUUUUUUUGUUACUCUUUUUCAGGGGGAAGAUAGUUGGAUAAUUUUUUGACAAGUGGAUCUGGCACUUUUAUGAAGACAUUUUGAUGUCAUCUACGAAGUACUUUUUUUUUUUUCAAGCCUUCAAGUGUUUCUGUCAAAGUUAACAAAUGCGCUAAAAUCUGCUGUGAUGCAAAGAACAAACUUUUUUUUUUGUUAAAGUCCCACUCUGAUCAUCUUUUGAUCUGAUUUCAAAGUGUUCCCAGUCCUCUUUUAAUUAGGAUUAUGCCAUUUUUAGUUAAAAUUAAGAAAUCUGCGUCGUUUUCUAUGACCCAUUUUCAGCAGAGCGGCAGGUGUUAAUCUCUGAGUUGCUCUUGGUACAGAGCAACCCCCGACCCCCUUUUCCAUCAGCCAUAAUUUAGAGCUCUCGGUUAACACAACAAUUUGAAAUAAAUAACACUCAAAUUCAAUUUUAAACUUCAUUUUUUAAAUAAAUGUCUUCUAUCAUGAGAGUGGGUCUUUAAAAUCCAGGUCUGACUUGAACUGCAAAUCCCCCAAAAUGUAUCCUUACUUUACCCAGUCUCUGCAACAAACCAUCAACUCUGACAACAGCAAGCUUAUAUACUAAAAGUGCUUUUCUAUAGUAGAGUCCAAAAGCUGGACGUGACAGUAUUUGUUUCUGUGUGGAGCCAGGGAUGCAUAAAACGCUGUUCUGCAAGUCUAGAUUCAUCUUUAUUUUCAAAAGUGUCAGUACAUUUUUUUUUUUUUAAGGGCUUAAACUGAUUUGUACGAGUAACGCUUCACUUUGCACUUGAAAGUCAUGUGAUUUAAGCUCUUAAAAGUGAAUGAUAGAGCUGCCAAACAAUGAACGGAUAUAAGGUGAAAGAAAGGCAGCUUUAGACAAAAGCUUUAUCGACAAACACUCUGCUGACAGCAGUAAAUCUAAAAUAAUGAUUGUUGACUGUAUAGGAGAACUGGACUGAGAGACCCCUCCCCCUUUUAUUUGUCAGAAUAACCAUUCUCACUCUCUUUUCUAAAACUAAUGAUAUUUUUUCUGUAGUUCAAGUUAUAAACUGACCAAUCAGAUGCCUCGACAAUGGUAGUGUCGAACGUUCUAGCCUGCUUUCAAGUGGUAGGGGUGUGGCCUUCCAACAAGCUCACUCUUGAUUGGCAAAGAGUGUUUGCCAUAGAAAGCGUCCAGAACACGUAAAAAUGGCAACUAAAUUGACUUGAUGCCGUUGGAGCCAAAAGUAAGCCAUUUUCUAAGGGUGACGUCACUCUGAGUCACUCCAGUUCUCAUGUACAGUCAAUGGUUGUAACCUGAUAACUCUAUAUGGCGAGACAACGUUGAAGUCUUGCAAUGUUGCAACGUAACUGGUACUUUUUCAGUCCUGAAGGUGAAAAAUUGUUGAUAGACAUAACUUCUUUUUUUUGUCCAGACAGAAGCGAUCUUCUACAAUGUUUGAACUCUAAGAAUGCAUCGUGCACUUUGGCAGACUUCUGUAAAUGAUAAACCUUAAAUGAUCAGUGUGUAAUGAUCAACAGAGUUUUUUUUAUUUUUCUUUGUAGCAUAGUUUACUUUUGAAACCUGUUUAUUUUGUUCAAAAUAACCCAUUUGAACACUACUAAAUUACAAUUUCUUCUUUUUGUCAUGAUGUGCCUUUAAGCGUCCUUACUACACCGGAUGAGAACAUGCAGCAAAAAUGCUGCAUUUGCUGCUAAAUAAAACAAAUGAAAAAACAUGUUCACAGAAGAAGAAGCGAUUAAACACUAAACUUUAAAACCAAUUUCCGCUCCUUGUUGUUACACGCUGUUCCUUCAUCUGAGCUUUGUUUAGAGCAGACCAGCAAAGGUUUCAUUUUUUCGUAGAAAUGCGACGGUACGUUAACCUUUAAGUCUCAGCAGAUGUUCUCCAUCGCAGCGGCUUCCCCAAAGCCCCUAAAAUCAUCAACUCGUCAUGGUAACGGUUUUAAAACGGAUAUGCAAAGAAAAGCAGGUUUUAUUGAUUUAAGCUAAAACUUUUAUUUAUUAACAAAAACAUUUUUUCCUCCUUUCUUUGUGAUGCAGUGAUUUCUUGAUGAACAUAAUGCAGAAUAUGCACAGCUUUUCUCAGAGUACUUUAUCUGUAACUCCGUUCUGGACUGUUCCCUCCACUUUCUUAUGUUUUUAAGGGUUUGUUACAUAUUUUACUUGACAUUUCUAAAAAAAAAAAAAACAAAUGUUUUUGUAUGUAGUUUUUCUUUGAUUACUAAUGUUAAGAUUUAAUUUUUUAAAGUCAAUGAAGCCCUGUGUUUUAUAUCCUGAUUUAUUUAGUACAAAUCUAACAUUUGGAAAUGAUAAAUGAAGGCAUCAAAUACAAAUUACUAAACAAAGAAAUAAUCCUUUGAUAAUGAAUGAUUUCCAGCAAACAUUUUAACACUCCCCCCUUAAAACUGCUGGUAAAUUGUGUUCAAUACCGACUGUUACAAUGAGUCCAGCAGCAUUACCGAGAAACUGAAUGUCAUUUAUUUAAUGUUUUGCAGUUUAAAUUUUUUUGUUUCCCUGUUUUUGAUAAUUAAAAUGGAUUAACCAGU